Molecule: messenger RNA, 1628 nt
Organism: Pipistrellus kuhlii (Kuhl's pipistrelle)
Lineage: Eukaryota; Metazoa; Chordata; Mammalia; Chiroptera; Vespertilionidae
Product: SEC14-like protein 3
Exons: 12
Coding region: 85-1287 (400 amino acids)
Cellular component (GO): nuclear speck; cytoplasm
Source: RefSeq, a predicted model, not a curated record
GGCCCGCGGGCUCAGGGCCCCAUACCAGGCUCUGCCACUGCCCACACUGGUCCCUCCUCCUCCUCCUCCCACCUCGCCGGCACCAUGAGCGGCCGCGUCGGAGACCUGAGCCCCAAGCAGGCGGAGGCCCUGGCCAGGUUCCGAGAAAACGUCCAGGACGUGCUGCCUGCCCUGCCCAACCCCGAUGACCACUUCCUCCUGCGCUGGCUCCGAGCUCGGAGCUUCGACCUGGAGAAGGCAGAGGCCAUGCUCCGCAAGCAUAUGGAGUUCCGGAAGGCCAUGGACAUCGACCACAUCCUCGACUGGCAGCCUCCGGAGGUGGUCCAGAAGUACAUGCCCGGGGGCAUGUGUGGCUACGACCGGGACGGCUGCCCCGUGUGGUACGACAUCGCCGGGCCCAUGGACCCCAAGGGCCUGCUCUUCUCGGUCACCAAGCAGGACCUGCUCAAGGCCAAGAUGAGGGACCGCGAGCGCAUCCUGCGCGAGUGUGACCUGCAGACGGAGCGGCUGGGGAAGAGGGUUGAUACCAUCGUGAUGAUAUUUGACUGCGAGGGCCUGGGACUGAAGCACUUCUGGAAGCCGCUGGUGGAUGUGUACCAGGAGUUCUUUAGCCUCCUUGAAGAGAAUUACCCGGAGACUCUGAAGAGCCUGUUCAUUUUGAAAGCCACCAAACUGUUCCCUGUGGGCUACAACCUCAUGAAGCCCUUCCUCAGCGAGGACACGCGCAGGAAGAUUGUAGUGCUGGGAAAGAACUGGAAAGAAGGUUUGCUGAAAAGCAUCAGCCCCGAGGAACUGCCUGUCCAGUUUGGGGGGACCAUGACGGACCCAGACGGGAACCCCAAAUGCUUAACUAAGAUCAACUACGGCGGGGAGGUCCCCAAGUCCCUGUACGUGAGGGACCAGGUGAAGACGCAGUAUGAGCACUCAGUGCAGAUCAGCCGCGGGUCCUCGCACCAGGUGGAGUACGAGAUCCUGUUCCCGGGCUGCGUCCUCAGGUGGCAGUUCUACUCGGACGGGGCAGACAUCGGCUUCGGCAUCUUCCUGAAGACCAAGAUGGGGGAGCGGCAGAAGGCGGGCGAGAUGACCGAGGUGCUGCCCAGCCAGCGCUACAACGCCCACAUGGUGCCCGAGGACGGCAGCCUCACCUGCUCCGAGGCCGGCGUCUACGUCCUGCGCUUCGACAACACCUACAGCUUCGUCCACACCAAGAAGGUCAGCUUCACGGUGGAGGUGCUGCUCCCGGACCAGGGCAUGCAGAAGUAUGAGGAGGAGCUCACCCCCAUCUAGGUGCUGCGUCCUGCGCAGAGACCUCGGACCCUCCGCUUUUGUCUACGUCUGUCCCGUCCUCCCGCCAGACACGGAUCGUUAGCUCCCCUGACCCUGACAGUAGCGAGUAGAGAAGGAGGAAGAUUUUGGAGAAGGUUCAGAGGCUGCGGUCACAUCAGGAAAGGUAUGAGAGGCACAGCCUUGGAGGAGGCCAAUGUCGCAGAAGAGAAAGAAGCGAGGGUCAAAGCGAGAGGCAGAGGUCGAGGAAACCCCAGAAGUAGGAAAAGGAAUCUCCUGCCCUUGGCCCUCGCAUCUCCUUCGAUGCCUGAAUUCCUUCCCUGAGAACUAUGAGGCCGGCUGGC